GAUGAAGAGCGAGUUGCAAUUGGCACGCGCGUUGCAGAAGGGCAUCCGAAUUAUCAGCUCAUGUACGACAUGUUAACAGGCAUCCGUAUUGCUGUUGGGCGAGUUUCUGCAAAGAUAAAGCGAGAUCUGACUGAAGAAGAUUUUCGAGCGGCUCAUAAACUAGUGUUUGAUGUCACUGGCACAGAACUUACUCCAGGUGUUAAGUAUGACUUCAAAUUUAAAGACUAUGCGCCCUGGGUGUUCAGAAACCUUCGCGAACAGUUCCAUAUAGAUCCUGCUGACUAUAUGAUGUCACUUACAAACAAAUAUAUUCUGUCUGAAUUGGGCUCACCUGGAAAGAGUGGGAGUUUUUUCUAUUAUUCUCGAGAUUACCGCUUCAUUAUCAAGACAAUUCACCACACCGAGCACAAGUUUAUGCGGAAGGUUCUUGGCAAAUAUUAUCAGCAUGUAUGUGAAAAUCCGAAUACACUCCUGUGUCGCUUCUAUGGUUUAUAUCGUAUUAAAUUACCGCAUGGGCGCAAAAUCCAUUUUGUGGUUAUGGGGAAUGUUUUUCCGGCAAACAAAGAUAUUCAUGAAACUUAUGACCUUAAAGGGUCUACCUUUGGUCGACUUACUCCCGAAGAAGAGAUUUCCAAAAAUCCCCACGCGGUAAUGAAAGACCAAAACUGGGUUCAGCGACACAAAACGUUAGAAUUAGGGCCGUUAAAGCGUGAACUUUUGAUUACACAACUCGAGAGAGAUGUAGAGCUCCUGAAGCGAUUGAAGAUUAUGGAUUAUAGUCUAUUGAUCGGCAUUCACGACUUGUUGCGUGGCAACCGAGAAGGUAUCCGUGAUCAUCGUCUUCACAUCCCCGAUACACGCCCGAGUGAUCGUGACUCUAGCAGUCGAGCACACAAGCGAGAAAAUAAGGCUGACAUGGUACGAAAGGCUCUCAAAUCAGUAAAUCCUGUCCAGCUAUCAUCCUCUGAACUACCAGAAAGUCCAUCAGACGAACGUCGAUAUUGUGUAUUCUAUGCAGAAGAAGGUGGAUUUUUCUCAACUGGGCAAAACAAUGAUCCAGCAGAUAAAAUAUAUUUUGUUGGCAUUAUUGAUAUAUUGACACCUUAUAAUAUUGUCAAGAAAACCGAGCAUUUGUGGAAAAGUUUAACUCAGGACAAGCAUGCAAUUUCUGCUGUUAAUCCACUCGAAUAUGGAACACGAUUUAUGCACUUUAUGAAAAAAACAGUUACCCGCACG
This is a messenger RNA of Phycomyces blakesleeanus NRRL 1555(-), 1236 nucleotides long. RefSeq lists its product as hypothetical. The transcript is spliced from 10 exons. The record is from RefSeq and is a predicted model, not a curated record. Lineage: Eukaryota; Fungi; Mucoromycota; Mucoromycetes; Mucorales; Phycomycetaceae. Gene Ontology annotation, biological process: phosphatidylinositol metabolic process. Gene Ontology annotation, molecular function: phosphatidylinositol kinase activity. The annotation marks the transcript as partial.